Molecule: messenger RNA, 183 nt
Organism: Clunio marinus
Lineage: Eukaryota; Metazoa; Arthropoda; Insecta; Diptera; Chironomidae
Source: the annotation of a GenBank genome assembly
AUGGAAGUUAUUUGUUACGAUAGCUCUGUUCAAAGUGUGGAAAAUGGAAAUGAUGAACUCUAUAAUUGUAUCCCUUUACUCGUAGUUAAUUUUCAAAAUGCAAAAUGUGCUUCUGUAAAGAUUCGAUGGGGAUUGAAAACAGUCUGCUGGGGGUUAAUCAAUAUAACAGUACCUAGGGUUUAA